AUGGGUGAACAAGCACGACCUAAAAUUCUUUGGGAGUAUGGUGUGCCGGACACUACAAGCGGGUUACCUAGUGAAUGCCCUGUCAACCAUAUUGCCAGUUUCUUGGAGAAGUGUGACAUGAUCAAGAUCAAUAAUGUGAACGAAGAGGCUAUUCAACUACGUCUUUUUCCUUUCUCUCUUCGAGAUAGGGCAAAAGAGUGGUUAAGAGACGAAGGAGUUGGAGCCUUUGACACUUGGGAUAAGUUGGUCAAGGCUUUCUUGGUGAAAUACUUGGGGCAAGAGAAGAGUGUCAAAUUGCAGCAUGAGAUAGCGACUUUUCACCAACCUGAUGAUGAGUCGUUGUAUGAGGCAUGGAGAAGAUUUUUGCGUCUACAAAGGCAAUGCCCUCAUCAUGGGAUCCCUGACUGGAUGUUGAUACAGAACUUCUACAAUGGUAUUACAGGUGACUUUCGUAUCUACAUUGAUGCUGCGUCAGGUGGUUCUCUUAUGUCUAAGAGUCCAGCUGAAGCGAAGGAGUUGAUUGAGAGGAUGGCGGCCAAUGACAAUUACCAUCCAAGUAGCAGACACAGUGCAAACAAGGGAGGCAAAUAUGAUGUAGUUGCGUUAACCUUAUUAACUAACACUGUGCAAUCAUUGUCUCAUAAGUUCGAUCAUUUCCAAGUUGGUCCUUCUAUGGUGGUCACAUGUCAAAUGUGUGGAGUACAACGUCAUGCUGCUAAUGAAUGUCAGUUCAAUAAUGAUGGGAUGUCUAUUGAGCAAGCCAAUGCUCUUUAUAAUUCUAAUCAGAGGCAGCCGUUUGACCCUUAUUCCAACACAUACAAUGAAGGGUGGAAGCAUAAUCCUGCGUUCUCAUACAAGAACACUCAAGCACAGCUCAAUCCACCUCCACCACCUCGCAACAACUUCAAUUCUCCACCAGGAUUUCAAGCUAGGGCACCUUUCAAUCAAGGUGUUAAUCAACAACCUUCUCACCAAAAGACCAACAUGGAACUCAUGAUGGAGAAUUUAAUACAAGAAAUGAAGGCCAAAAUCAAUCGAUGCAACAAUUCCAAGCUCAACUAA
This is a messenger RNA of Beta vulgaris subsp. vulgaris (sugar beet), 1062 nucleotides long. RefSeq lists its product as uncharacterized. The transcript has 2 exons. The coding region runs from base 1 to 1062 and encodes 353 amino acids. The record is from RefSeq and is a predicted model, not a curated record. NCBI's taxonomy places the organism in Eukaryota, Viridiplantae, Streptophyta, Magnoliopsida, Caryophyllales, Amaranthaceae.